This is a messenger RNA of Sporisorium graminicola, 3342 nucleotides long. RefSeq lists its product as uncharacterized. Bases 1 to 3342 code for a protein of 1113 amino acids. Gene Ontology annotation, molecular function: RNA binding. Gene Ontology annotation, cellular component: nucleolus. The record is from RefSeq and is a predicted model, not a curated record. The transcript has a single exon. Lineage: Eukaryota; Fungi; Basidiomycota; Ustilaginomycetes; Ustilaginales; Ustilaginaceae.
AUGUCGCAAAAAGGCAGAGGAAAGGGCAAGGGCCCUGAAGUGGUAUUCGAUGACAAGGCACGAGCCGAGUACCUCACUGGAUUCCGCAAACGUAAGCAAGAGCGAAAGCAGGCCGGUCGUGAUUACCUCGCAAAAAAGGCAAAGGAGGAGCAGCUCGCGACGCGCAAGGAGCUUCGUAAUGCUCGCAAGGAAAAAGCCGCCGAGAACGUGCGAGAGCAGAGAAAGGCGUUCGGUCUCGAUGCUGAGGGCGAGUCGGAUCUGGAUAAAGCGGCUGAUGCUGACUCGGAUGGCGGUGAAGACAUCGACGACGAGGAUGCAGUACCGCAGAUCCACCAAGAGGAGUACGACUCGGAUCAGCAUCAUACCCAUGUCGUCGUCGAAUCGUUUGAUCCAGAGCAAGAGGCAUUCGAAAAGGCCACUGCCAUCACGACCACCAGCACUCGCACUCCCAAAGCUGCCAAUGCUGUGUCUGCGUCUGCUGCCACUGCUGCCCUUUCCAGUGUAGAGGCUCUUCCACCUUCUUCCCGCCGCGUCAACAAAGCUAAGGCCAAUGCGAGUCUCUCUCUCCCCUUUCUCCUCGAUCGAGCCUCCUCCUCGUCCUCCUUCUCCUCGCCGCGUCUUGACGACCGACAUACUGACAUGACUCUCCUUCCUUUCUCUUCACCACCAAUAACAGGCCAAAGCCAAGAAACGAGUGAUUCACACCAAGAAGAAAAUGUCACGCACAAAAGACUCCACAUCUCGGGGCUCACAGCCGCGUUCUCGAAAGAGGACCUAGAACGUCGCUUCUCCACCUUUGGCACCGUCAUCGCGCUCGACGGGCUCGGCAAGCGCGAUGCUCUUGGUCAACUUCGUCCUUUCGCCUACCUCACCCUGCAAGCGCCACCACAGCAGAUUAAGCGCUGCAUGAACUUGCUGUCUGGAUCCGUUUGGAAAGGUGCAACCCUCCGCAUCGGUGAAGCCAAGCCCGACUAUCAGCAACGCAUACAUCUCGAAACCGAGAAACGUCGACGUGAGGAAGAAGAGAAGGCGAGCCACCCCAAAAAGCCGAAACGUCUGCCGCCAGGGAUGGGCCUUGAGAGCCCACACUUGGAUCCUGUCGAUCAAGCUGCCGUCGAGAGCGGUCUGGCAUGGGGGUGGAAACGUACACCUGCGGGACAUCUCAUUCGUCCUUUGCGCAUGCGACCCUCCCACCCUCUGCCGCGCCCAUCGCGCACAUCCACGCUAUCGAGAAUCGACGCAACAGAAAACGAGGAGGAUGACCAGCAACAGCAGCAAGAGUCAUCCAGCAGACGCGCGCGCGUCAAUCCUCGUCCUCCCACCAAGGCACACCGCAUCACCAUCGACCCUACACGAUACGGCGCCAUCCACUUGUCCGGCGAUCUGCUUGAAUCGCUUGCUGGAGAUGCAGCCUUUGAUGCAACUUCCCUCGGUCCCGGCGAAUGGCACUGCGAGGAGAUUCUGCACGAUGACGAUGAUAGCCAACAGGAUCACCGUCUGGUACGCUGGCAAUACACCGCAAAGGACGGCAAAGUGCUGCACGAGGAGUUUGCAAAGAUCCCUGUUCGUGUCGUACCCAAGCGAUCGAUGUCAGCAUCGGCAGCCGGUGUCGGCGCUUGCGAAGAGGCAGAGGAUGUCAUGGCGCAGCUUGAUUUCGACCGAUACUCAGAUGCAGGCAGCGACGAUGAUCUGUUCUCUGGAUUCGCAUCGACCGCCACUCCGGCCGUGAAGCAGGUCGAGUCGAAACCCGCCCCUAUCACCAUUACACCCCCAAACAGCAACGCGAGAAACAACGUUGUCGUGGACACGGCCGACAUCGACGACCUCUUCGCCGACCUUCCCUCGAAAUCCUCUGCUACAGCAACAACCGACGUCAACGACCUGUUUUCCGACCUGCCCUCUAUCGGUACCCCGUCGCAGCAGACACCGCAACCGCCGCAACCCAGACGCCCCCGUGUUGCCGAGAUUGCUCCCACACCGACACCAUCCAAGAAAGUCAAGGGUACUUUCGUCCCUGGUCUGGACCCGGACGAAGAGGACCCGGGCAACUUUUCGGAUGGAUACGAUGAGGUGGCUGCUGCUGCUGCUGGGCCGUCGCUGAUCAGCAGCACCGACAAGCAGGUGGUAGCUGAUGCGGAGCAGGAACGCCAAAAGACGCUCGCGUUGCUGGGAGAGAUGUUUGGGUCUGGUUCCGAUGACGAGUCGCCUUCCAUUGAUGUUGCGCAGAUUCAAGCGGAGUCGGCAGAAGAAGAGUCGGAAUCCGAGUCAGACGAGGGUACGGCUUCGGAUGCCAGUUCAGAGUCGAACAGCGCUUCCGAGGCUGCUUCUGCAGAGGCUGCUGGUGAAAGCUCUCUGUCCUGCUCUGAGUCUAGCAGUUCAACGAGCGAAACCGGAGACGAUGAAAUGUCAGUCGACGAGGAAGAUGAGGCUGACCAAGUCGAGGAAAUUGCCGCAGAGGACGAGCAAGACGUGCCUAUGGCAGACGCACCUGUAGCCCCUGUUGAACCCGUUGCGGCACCAGCCACGGACGACAAGUCACGCCGAGCAGCCUUCCUCCUUUCGCUCUCCAAUCCUGCUUCGACUGCCACGCAGAACACCAGCUACGUACCCAUCGCACGCUUCGAUCCGGGCACUCGCGCCGUCACGCCGCCGGCGCCAACGACAACGUCAGACGACAAUGCAUCGAUAGCCAAGCAGCCAGCACCCGACGCUGCAUCUCUUGCAUCGUCGCAACCACCAUCCUCGGUGCAAGCGGGUCAAGCGGAAGCCGAAGGAACAAAGGUAUCCAUGUCGACGCUCAAGGAAAUGUUCAAGCCACAAGAUCGCGUCUCUGGGUCCGCCGUGACUGCAGGCUUCAGUCUCGGUCUCGGUGGUGGCGGGGACAUCGCUUCUGGUAGCGGUAAGAGUGGUGGCGGCUUCUCAUUGAUGGAUUCGUUGGGGCUGGAAUUUGAGCUCGAGGACGAAGAACCAGAGACCGAUGCCGCUCCUGCUUCCAACAUGUUCGCGUCAUCCUGGAGCAACAUCGCCGCCGCGCAACCGUUCGUCGCUGCAUCAUCGAUGACCAACGAGGCCCCGCAAAGAAUGUCGUCGCCGUUCUUCCCGUCGUCGAGCAACGCGGCUUCGUGGAACAACAACGACGGCUCGGUACGACGCUGGCUCAACGCGCGAUCGCAAGAAGAAAGGGAGUCGGAUUGGACGCGGUACAAGGAGUCGUUGACGCAGGUGGUCAAGAAACGCCAUCGCGAGGCCGCAAGGAAGCAUAAACGUGGAUUCAAGAGUUUGCCGUCACAGCAGCAGCAGGGUAUGCCAGCAGCAGUGGGCGCUGUCAACAGCAGGAGUUAG